Molecule: messenger RNA, 1530 nt
Organism: Spodoptera littoralis (African cotton leafworm)
Lineage: Eukaryota; Metazoa; Arthropoda; Insecta; Lepidoptera; Noctuidae
Source: the annotation of a GenBank genome assembly
AUGAAGCUGCUAGUGGUCUUGAGUUUGGUGGCGGCGGUCUGCCAUGCCUCUGUCGUGAGGCAGCAGCGUCGGUUCCCUGAUGAUUUCCUCUUCGGAACCGCUACAGCCUCCUACCAGAUUGAAGGUGCCUGGAAUGAAGAUGGUAAGGGUGAAAACAUCUGGGAUUACAUGGUCCACAACACCCCCGAAGUCAUCAGGGGUUUAACCAAUGGCGACGUCGCUGCUGACUCCUACCAUAACUACAAGCGUGAUGUCGAGAUGAUGAGGGAGUUAGGCCUGGAUGCUUACAGGUUCUCCCUGUCCUGGUCUCGGAUCCUCCCUACAGGCAUGGCAAAUGAGGUCAACCCUGCUGGCAUCGCUUUCUACAAUAACUACAUUGAUGAAAUGCUGAAAUAUAACAUCACUCCUUUGAUCACGCUUUACCAUUGGGAUCUUCCUCAAAAGCUGCAGGAGUUGGGAGGUUUCGCCAAUCCCCUCAUCAGUGACUGGUUCGAAGAUUACGCGAGGGUGGUAUAUGAGAACUUUGGUGACAGGGUCAAGAUGUUCAUCACUUUUAACGAGCCAAGAGAAAUCUGCUUUGAGGGUUAUGGAGCGGCCACCAAGGCUCCGAUCCUAAACGCCACCGCGAUGGGAGCUUACUUGUGUGCCAAGAACUUGGUCACUGCUCAUGCUAAGGCCUACUAUUUGUAUGACAAGGAGUUCAGACCCGUACAGGGUGGCCAGUGUGGUAUUACCAUCAGUGUGAACUGGUUUGGACCAGCCACGCCGACUCCUGAGGAUGAGAUGGCUGCUGAACUUAGAAGGCAGGGCGAGUGGGGAAUCUACGCUCAUCCCAUCUUCUCAGCUGAAGGAGGUUUCCCAAAGGAGCUCUCUGACAAAAUUGCCGAGAAGAGCGCUCAGCAGGGUUACCCUUGGUCUCGUCUGCCAGUGUUCACUGAGGAAGAGAAGGCUUUUGUCAGAGGAACUUCAGAUUUCUUCGGAGUGAACCAUUACACCGCGUACCUGGUGUCAGCAACUGAACGCAAGGGUCCGUACCCUGUGCCAUCUUUGCUGGAUGAUGUGGACACUGGCUCCUUCGCUGAUGAUGACUGGCUCAAAUCUGCGUCUUCUUGGCUUACACUUGCACCAAACAGCAUCCACACAGCGUUGACCCACCUGAACAACUUAUACAACAAACCAAUCUUCUACAUCACCGAGAAUGGCUGGUCUACUGACGAGAGCCGAGAGAAUAGUCUCAUUGAUGACGACAGGAUCCAGUACUACAGAGCUUCGAUGGAGAGUCUCCUGAACUGCUUGGAUGAUGGGAUCGACCUCAGGGGGUAUAUGGCUUGGAGUCUGAUGGACAACUUUGAAUGGAUGGAGGGUUAUAUUGAGCGUUUUGGCCUGUACGAAGUGGAUUUCUCAGACCCUGCGCGCACGCGCACCCCCAGGAAGGCAGCGUUCGUGUACAAGCACAUCAUCAAACAUCGCGCCGUGGACUAUGAAUACGAGCCAGAGAGCAUGGUCAUGACUAUCGAUGAGGGACACUGA